Olea europaea var. sylvestris is the source of this 1215-nucleotide messenger RNA. RefSeq names its product phosphatidylinositol transfer protein 3-like. Gene Ontology annotation, molecular function: phosphatidylinositol transfer activity. NCBI's taxonomy places the organism in Eukaryota, Viridiplantae, Streptophyta, Magnoliopsida, Lamiales, Oleaceae. The coding region runs from base 266 to 1123 and encodes 285 amino acids. The record is from RefSeq and is a predicted model, not a curated record. The transcript is spliced from 6 exons.
CAGGGCCAAAAAUUAGAAUGAGUAAUGAUAUUUAUCAUCGCCGUGACAAAUCUUAUGCAAAUCUAACAAAGCUUCCAUUACCAGAGUAAUGUUAUCCCAGUAUGUAUACCAAGUCAGGGGAAGGAGAGGUCGACUGCAAGACCAUACCAGAAUUAACAUGGCAUGAUGUGGUUGAAAAUAUUGGAAUCAUUGUCUGUUUUGAUAGAUAUCAGAUAUGUUGUUAAGUUGAACAAACUGUUUUUAAUACGCCAGAUUGUCAGUCGACAUGUCCAUGUUCUGGAGAAGGCCUCAAAAUCAUCCGGAGAAUGAUGCUGCAGCACGGGAUUCAAAGGUUAGAGAGCUAAGGGAAGGUCUUGGUCCACUAUCUGGUCGCAGCUUAAAGUUCUGCACUGAUGCAUGUCUAAGAAGGUAUUUAGAAGCUAGAAAUUGGAAUGUUGAUAAAGCCCACAAAAUGUUGGAAGAGACUCUUAAGUGGAGGUCAACCUUCAAGCCAGAAGAAAUCCGUUGGCAUGAGGUAGCACUCGAAGGUGAAACAGGCAAAGUCUCCAAAGCUAAUUUUCACGACCGACUGGGGAGAACUGUCCUUAUUAUGAGGCCUGGAAAGCAGAACUCUGCAUCCCCAGAGGGAAAUAUUCGUCACUUGGUGUAUCUAAUGGAGAAUGCAAUCCUAAACCUGCCUGAAGGGCAAGAACAAAUGUCAUGGCUUAUAGACUUCAACGGAUGGUCAUUGAACACGAACAUUCCAAUUAAAACAGCUCGAGAUAUCAUUUACAUUUUACAGAAUCAUUAUCCAGAGAGACUUGCUAUAGUUGUUCUCUAUAGCCCACCCAGAAUUUUUGAGGCAUUUUGGAAGGUUGUAAAAUACUUUGUGGAUCAGAAGACUUUUCAGAAGAUAAAGUUCGUCUACCCAAAUAAUAAAGAUAGCUUGGAGCUAAUGAAAUCCUUUUUUGACACAGAAAAUCUUCCAAGUGAAUUUGGGGGAAAAGCUACUCUGACAUACGAUCAUGAGGAGUUUUCAAGAUUGAUGAUCCAAGAUGAUAUUAAAACCGCAAAGUUCUGGGGAUUUGAUGAGGAAAAGGUGGCGGUUAAAGAGCCAGUGAGCCUUGCACCACCUGCAAUCUGAGUGUACAAAAAUCUGUUUGGAAAUGUAUUAUUGUGCCUGACCGACCGCACUAAGAUAUUGGUAAAGAAAUAAAUUCGUUUUCUUAACAUUUA